Carassius carassius (crucian carp) is the source of this 917-nucleotide messenger RNA. RefSeq names its product epithelial membrane protein 3-like. NCBI's taxonomy places the organism in Eukaryota, Metazoa, Chordata, Actinopteri, Cypriniformes, Cyprinidae. Gene Ontology annotation, cellular component: plasma membrane. The record is from RefSeq and is a predicted model, not a curated record. The coding region runs from base 406 to 903 and encodes 165 amino acids. The transcript is spliced from 5 exons.
UUCCCUGUUAAAUGACCAUAACUCCAUCUCUUGGGUGAGGAUGAAUGAAACCCACACACAUAUAAUCAAGAUCAUCAAAGCAUCAAAGGAGAUUGAAGUUAUGAUAGAAGCCCAUAGAAACUCAGCGCACACCCUCUGAGAUGAUAAACGACUAGCAAGGACAGAGAGACGUGUGCCCAUGCUCAUGUGUUUCCUGAACACACAAGGAGGAUCUGAUGGGACUGUGUGCAGGACAACAGCACUAACUCGGCGACAAGGAAAUGGGCGUAUGCUGAAGUUGACCCCAACAAACAUCCUUCAAUUUACUGGUGAACAGAAAAGGGCGGAAAGCAGCAACAGACCUGGAUAAACACGUCCAUAUUUGCCUCUGCUGGAUUUGGAUCACAUUUGGUGCUGUUCAUCACCAUGGCGUCUCUUCUGCUGUUUGUCACACUGUUUCAUCUCAUCACACUGGCGGCUCUCUUCAUCGCCACCAUGGAGAAGUCCUGGUGGGUUUGGGACGGCUCAGAGCACUCGGACAUAUGGUACGACUGCAGAUUUUACAAUAAAACAGAGCCAAUGUCCUGUGAAUCAUCAAAAGAGACGGAGUGGCUGCAUGCUGUCCAGGUUCUUAUGAUCCUGUCAGUGGUUUUCUCCGCCGUCUCUUUCCUGAUCUUCCUGGGACAGCUCUUCACUAUAUCUAAAGGAGGACUCUUUUACCUCACCGGCGUCUGCCAGGCAUUUGCCGGCCUGAACGUCUUCACGGCUGUGCUCAUUUACACUCUGCACAAUAAAGAAAUCCUUCCGGUCUCGCGAGAGCUGAGCUCGGGACACUUCGGCUACUGCUUUUACUUGGCCUGGGUUUGUGUGCCUCUGCUCCUGUGCAGCGGAGCCAUGUACAUCCGUCUGCGCAAAAAGGAAUAGAAACAAGUUUCCUG